Molecule: messenger RNA, 1595 nt
Organism: Triticum dicoccoides
Lineage: Eukaryota; Viridiplantae; Streptophyta; Magnoliopsida; Poales; Poaceae
Product: heat shock 70 kDa protein BIP5-like
Exons: 4
Coding region: 63-1526 (487 amino acids)
Molecular function (GO): ATP-dependent protein folding chaperone; ATP binding
Source: RefSeq, a predicted model, not a curated record
GCGACGCCGACCUGCAGCGGGACGUGGAGACCUUGCCGUACGCCGUCGUCGACCGGGACGGGAUGCCGUACGUCCGGGUGGAGGUGGGCGAGGACGACGUGCGGUUGCUCAGGCCCGUGGAGAUCACUGCCGCGGUGUUCGCAGACAUGAUGGAUAGGGCGGCGGCCCACCUGGGCAGGAAGGUCACGCGGGCGGUGCUCACCCUGCCCGCCCACUACACCGACGCGCAGCUGUACGCUACCAAGGAGGCCGGCAUCCUCGCCGGCCUCGACGUCCUCCGCUUGGUAAGGGAGCCCGUCACCGCCGCCAUCGCCUACGGCCUCGACAAGCAUAGGGGCGACGCGAGGAACAUCCUCGUGUUCGACCUCGGCGGCAGCACGCUCGACGUCGCCGUGCUCACCCUCGACCAAGGCGUGUUUGAGACCAUGGCGAGCCGCAGCGACGCCCACCUCGGCGGUGACGACUUCGACCGGCGAAUCGCGGGCUACUUCGUCGAGCUGAUCCAGCGGAAGCACGGCCGGGAUGUGACCGGCGAUGACCGCGCGAUGCACAGGCUGCUGCGGGAGUGCGAGCGCGCCAAACGGGCGCUGAGCGACCAACACCAUGUGCUCGUGGAGCUCAAGGCGGUGUUGGAUGGCGUCGACCUAUCGGAGACGCUCACCAGGGUGCUGUUCGAGGAGCUCAACCAAGACCUCUUCUUGAAGACGAUGGCUCCGUUGAACAAGGCCUUGGAGGACGCCAAGCUGGAGAAGGGAGACAUCGACGAUGUCAUCCUCAUGGGCGGCAGCAGCAGGAUCCCCAUGGUGCGGCAGCUUGUCAAGGACUACUUCGACGGCAAGGAGCCCGUCAACGUCGACGGGAUCAACCCUGCCGAGGCCGUCGCCUACGGGGCCGCAGUACAGGGGAGCUAUCUGACCGGACACCAUGACGACGACGACACAGGGCCGGCCCAUAGGCCGGGGCAACGGGGCGACCGCCCUAGGCCUCUGGGAGGGAUAGUUGACGUGCCGCAGCCCGCUAUCGACAUCGAAGCCGCCGACGGGGCCAUGGUGAAGCUGAUCCGGAGGGAUGCCGGCUACCCGGCAAAGGGGACGCAUGUCAUCACCACGUACUGGGACAAGCGGAGCACCAUGACAAUCAAGGUUAUAUGGAACUGGGGAAGGCGAGAAAUCGAGGUGACCAUCGAGGUGGACGAGGCGGGCACGAUCCACGCCGAGGCGACGGACAAGGCCUCCGGCAAGACGGCCAAGACCAGCUAUGGUUCUCAUCAUCGUCGGUUUAGUCAGGAAGAGUUCGACGCUAUGAUGCGUGAAAUGGACGAGUUCACUAGGGACGGCAAAGCUAGGUUGGAGGCCUACGUGCACAGCAUCAAGGAGACCCUUGUCGCUACUGGUGACAUGGAGCUGGAGGAGAAGAAGAGGGGGGAGGUGGAGGGUGAGGUGAUGACGGGCGUGUGCGACCCGGUCAUCUCGGCCAUGCAGACAAGGUUGGGAGAUGGCCUCGAUGACUACGAGGAUGAGCUUUAGGUCGUUGGAUGGCAAUGGCCCUGAAAAUAACCAUGGUUAGCAUUAAUCGAUUAAUUAAUCAAUUCAUCA